UACUGUUGUGUUGAGUGUUUGCUAAAAGCUCAGCACAUAUGUGAAAGGGAGAGAGCGUUUUUGGGACUUGUAGUUAGGUUCCAAGCAUGUCUGGACGUCCGACCAGCUCUAGAGGUGGUCGGGGGUCAGGACGAGGAAACCGCGGGAGAGGUAGGGGGAGAGGUCCCCGGGGUGGUGGCCAGGGUUGGCGCACCCCCGGCGGCACAAGUGCAGGGGCUGAAGGCGAAGCAACUACAAGUCCUCAUUUUACAACGGAUCAACUUGUUGCCGUGGUAAAAGCUUUGUCUACUUCUCUUCUUUCACAAGAAGGCGAAGACCAGUACGAAAAUGACGACGAAGAAGAAGAUACUGGGAACAGAGGGAAACGGUCCUACCAGGAGAAAAUAAGCGCAAGGGAAGGCAGGGCAAUCCGAGAACUGGUCUCCAUUCUGUUUGACAAACCUGGUGAGAUAUCGAUCGUCAAACUGCAACAGAAGGCCAGGGAAAUCUCUCAGCGUCAAGAGUACCAGGAUCCAGGGAAGCUGGCUAGUUUCCUGCAAAAGCACGACUUGUUUGAGACAAGGUUGAACAAAGAUGGCGUCAUGCUUGUCAAAGUCAAGCGUGACGUCACCCUGUGUGGAAAGUACACCGCAUCAACAUGUAAAGAAGACGGCUGCACACAUUUCCACUUGUGUCGUCAUUACGCCACUGGACAGGGCUGUUCUAACGGGCUCAGCUGCCGGUAUUCCCACAACCUGAAAGAUGACCAUAAUAUCGUUGUGUUACAGGAUAAUUUCUUGGAUGGCUUAGCGGAAGCGCAGGUUCUCUCUAUGAUCACCGGAAAGUCUACGGAGGCGUCUAAGGACAAGACAACCCCUCCGAAGCCCCGAAGACCCCCUUCGCCAAAUCAGCGACGGUCAAGACCAGUGUCUCCUGUCAGUGAGCCGGCAUCCCAACCUCGCCAUCCUCCUAGAAUGCCCGAACCUCUUGUUGGUUCUCAUUCAGGCAACUAUCGCCCCAAACGACCCUCUUCGCCCCAUCAUCGUCCUCCCGAUGUCACAGAGCCAUCGCAAAAACGACAGGAGGAGUUAGAGCGGCUGCCGCGCUGCUGCUACUUCUACAACUGCGCGGGAAAGUCCUGCAGGUAUGGCCCAAAAUGCACCGCGGGCCUCCACGUCUGCACGUUCUACCUGACCGGCAGUUGCAGCCGCAAACCGUGCCAACUGUCGCACAACCUCUUCGACCCUCAACCGAGAGACUUGCUCAAGAAGAGCGGGCUACUGGGUAAGCCAGGAAAGUACAUCGUUGGCCUGUAUAAAGAGAAAUUCGAGGCUAGAAGGAAAGAAAAGCAAGAAUCACACAGGUGGCCUUAUGAUUCCUCUUCAUGGUCCUACGAGACCGAUGAAAUGCCUACUAUAUUUAGGUGGCCUUCAGCUGAUGACGUCACAACCGUGCCUGAACAUUGGGAACCAAUGGGAAGAGCGGAGGACGACUUCGUACUUGUGGAAGUUUCCCCCGUUCUGAGAGGAGACGAGAUCAAUGGCGUUAAGGCGCGCUUCCACCAAACCCUGCCAUCCAAAGACACGAAGAUCCACAGCGUCAAACGCGUACAGAACUAUUACCUGUGGGAUCUGUACUGCAAGAAAGAGAAUCAAAUGAAAAAGCAGAACAAUGACGAGUACCCGAAGGAACUCCGUCUCUUCCACGGCACUAACCAGGACGCAGUGUCCGCCAUCUGCCGUCAGAACUUCGACUGGCGCCUCAGCGGUUGUAACGUCGGCCGGCUUCAUGGCCGAGGAAGCUACUUCACCAAGCAUGCAAGUUUCGCGAGCGCGUAUGCGCAACCUAGUCAGAGUGGUCACCGGUUCAUGUUUCUCGCGAAGGUGCUUGUUGGGCGUUAUACAAAGGGCGAUAGGUCCUAUCGUAGACCUCCGCCCUUGAAUGAGUCUGAUCCAUACGGGAAAAGCUACGAUAGCUGUGUCGACCGUCGUAAAAAUUCCUGAAAUUUUUGUUCUUUUUGAGUCGAGCCAAUGCUACCCAGAAUAUCUGAUAGAAUACUCAUAGUAUAAUCAGACAAACAAGCUGUGAUACAAAGAUAUUUUACAUGUAUGAUGAAAUGCAUGACAACAAGCUUUAUUCUUGAUUAUACUUAGCAUCAUUUAAUGACAUACACUUGGAAUUGCAUCAAAGUGAAAAAGCAAAAAGCAACGACUAAUGAAGUUUAUUGCUAGUUCGCGUGAGAGCACUAAAUAAAUUAAACGUGCUGAUAAUAAGAAUUAGAUAAAGUAUACUAGUAAAUAGUUUUAAAUGAAAUCAACAUCUUGGAUUUGCAGUUUUCUCUGUUGAAGUCGUGAAAUUCGUGACUAUGUCAAAGGAAAAUAACUAUACCCAGAAAAGAGACAUCUAUUAUACUGGAAUAUUCAAUGCACUGAAACAGAAUAUAGUAUGAAUAGUUUUAGAUAAUGUGUUUCUUGGAUUUUUAUUGAAAUUUCAAAGUCAUGGAAUAUGUAUGAGCUUGAAUUUGCCUUUUUUCAUCCAUGAAUAUGUCAAAGGAAAGUAAGUAUACACUAAAAAAGAAGCAUCUAUAAUUUGUUACUGUUGGUGCUGUUACAUUAAUAAAUGA
This is a messenger RNA of Branchiostoma belcheri (Belcher's lancelet), 2602 nucleotides long. RefSeq lists its product as uncharacterized. The transcript has 7 exons. Gene Ontology annotation, molecular function: metal ion binding; NAD+ poly-ADP-ribosyltransferase activity. The coding region runs from base 87 to 1982 and encodes 631 amino acids. Lineage: Eukaryota; Metazoa; Chordata; Leptocardii; Amphioxiformes; Branchiostomatidae. The record is from RefSeq and is a predicted model, not a curated record.